Messenger RNA from Amphiprion ocellaris (clown anemonefish), 838 nucleotides. RefSeq names its product lactose-binding lectin l-2-like. NCBI's taxonomy places the organism in Eukaryota, Metazoa, Chordata, Actinopteri, Pomacentridae. The transcript has 2 exons. Bases 61 to 522 code for a protein of 153 amino acids. The record is from RefSeq and is a predicted model, not a curated record.
CAGUGCCUUCCUCAUCAGGUAUUGAUUGCUUUUAUUGACAAGAUACUAACUUUAAUUACCAUGGAUGGAAACACAGUCAUAGUCAUGGCCUUACUUGGACUGUGCAUCCUCCCAUCAUGCUCUGCUCAGUUUUACCACAUUGUUACAGCUGCAAUGACCUGGACUGAUGCCCAGAGUUACUGCAGAGAGAAGUACACAGAUCUGGUUACUAUAAACAGCAUGGAAGACAUGGUCAGGCUGAGGGACCAACUGGGAGGUAAAGAUGAUGAUCAGUUCUGGAUCGGUCUGUAUGGUGAUCUUGACAACUGGAAGUGGUCUCUGGAAAAGGAGCGAAAUGAAGAAGGGCAGGCUGAGUACAGUGUGUGGUAUCCUGGUCAGCCUAAUAUGUACUCAGACGUCCUUUGCUGUACUCUCAUAGACAACAGUGGAGUGUGGUCGGACUACUAUUGUCGUAUCGGCAGGCCUUCUGCUACAAUGGUAAGAGAAGCAACACAAGCAUGCAUGAGCAUCUCUGUCACCUGAGUAACAUCGGUUCACAAGAAUUCCCAAAAGUAAUUAUAUUUCAUUUUAAAACAUCUUUUUAUUACUUUGUGACAUGCAAUAUAAUAGUGAAAAAAUCUGAAUGUGUGAACUUUCCUUCAAGCCAUCCACUAUCUUUAUGCUAUCAGCAGUUCAAUCACCUUGUUUUAAUGCCAAAUAGUGAACAAUAUGUGAACUAACGUCUUUAACUGAACCAACUGUUUGUUUGUUAAUAUAUUCAUGCGUAGUUGCAUCAUGAGUUUGCCACAUUCUCUCUCUCUCUGUCAGUGUAGAAAUUAGAAAGGCUUGUACUGCUUCA